Molecule: messenger RNA, 1317 nt
Organism: Solanum stenotomum
Lineage: Eukaryota; Viridiplantae; Streptophyta; Magnoliopsida; Solanales; Solanaceae
Product: B3 domain-containing protein Os01g0234100-like
Exons: 7
Coding region: 1-1317 (438 amino acids)
Molecular function (GO): DNA binding
Source: RefSeq, a predicted model, not a curated record
AUGGCCAAGAAAAGCCCUGCUCUUUCUUCCUCAAAGAAAAAGGCACUGCAAAUCAAGAAAAAGGCCUUGCCUCCUAGUAAAACCAACAAGGUGGUAAAUGGAGGUAAAAAGAAGGUUCAAAUAUGCCCUGAAAAAAAGACACUGAAAUACAGCUCUGUUGAUGUAAAUUCAUCCGCGAUGUUGCGAGCUGCAGAAGUACAAGCAAAUUUGCCUUGUCAAUUUCCUAGUUUUGUCAAGUAUAUGCUCCCUUCACAUGUCACUGGGGGAUUUUGGUUGGGUUUCCCGAAGAAAUUUUGUGAUUGUCAUUUGCCAAAACAUGACGACAUUGUUGUUUUAGUGGAUGAAAAUGACGAAGAAUCUCCUACCAAAUACCUUGUUGAUAAGAACGGAUUGAGUGGGGGUUGGAGAGGAUUCUCCAUUGCUCAUAACCUUCUCGAAGGGGAUGUCUUGGUCUUCCAAUUGAUCCAACCCUCCAAAUUUAAGGUAUACAUAAUAAGAGAAAAUUGCUUGGCAGAAAUUGAUGGGGCUAUAACUCUUCUAAAUCUGGAUUUUCGUGCUAGACCAAUCAAAUCUGAUCAUGAUGAAGAAAUGAAAAUCUGUGAAGCAAAAGAGGAGAAAUACUUGGAGCCUCCUGUCCGAGAUAUUAAUCAAGAUGACAAAAUUGAGGAAACCAUGUUGUUACCAAACUCGGACCACGACCCUGUAGCUGAUCAAUGUGGAAAUGACAGCGAUAAUGGCUCUGAAGUUUUAGAAGGCAUUAGAUUUUCACAAUCACGAGUCGAAUUCAAAGAUGUGAAGGACUAUUCUGGUUUCAGCAUUCUUGUUGAUGGCCUGAUCAUCGACUCCGAGGUUCCUGCAUUACACAUUCGGACCAAAUACUAUGAUCUUUGUCGCACCCAAAAUUCAUUUCUCCAUGACCAUUUACUUGGUGGCCUAAAUGUCAAGCUAACUGCUGGGAUGAUUACUGAAACUGUGAACAUUGCUGAUGCCAUUAGAGCUUGUAAGAUUUCGACCCCUCGUGAUUGUCUUGAGACUUGGGACAAUACAUUGAAAGGGUUUGAGUGUUUAGGCAUGAAUGUUGGAUUUUUACGCGCAAGGAUAAGUAAGCUUGAUAGUUUGUCAAGUGAAUCGAAAAACGUUCUUGCAUCAAAGAAAGUUGAGCUAGCUGAAGCAAAAGUGGAAAUGAGAAUUCUUGAAGAAAAGGUUUUGAAAGUGAAAGAAGUGAUAAAGAAUGUAGAAUCUAAAAUUGAGGCCUUAACAAAGAAAGAUGCAAACUUUGAGCUCAAGUUCCAAGCAUUGGCUGCUUCUCCAUGGUGA